This is a messenger RNA of Pelodiscus sinensis (Chinese soft-shelled turtle), 1341 nucleotides long. NCBI's taxonomy places the organism in Eukaryota, Metazoa, Chordata, Testudines, Trionychidae. The record is from RefSeq and is a predicted model, not a curated record.
AUGGAGAUCAGUGCCGCGACCUCGCUUCUCUUCCCAGACAAAUGCGUCACUAGCGAGCUGCUGAAGGACCUGCCCCUGAGUGGGGGGCUGAGCGUGACCCCGACCGUGACCCCCCAGAGCGUGGACCUGAGCGCCGAUGCUGAGCUGCUGAAGGGAGGUCCCCUCCCAUCCCCAAAGGAGCUCAUCAACGGGAACAUCAAAACCAUCACAGAGUACCGGGAGGAGGAGGAUGGGCGCAAAGUGAAGAUCAUCCGCACCUUCCGCAUUGAGACCAGGAAGGCCUCUAAGGCUGUGGCGCGUCGGAAGAACUGGAAGAAAUUCGGCAACUCGGAGUUCGACGCUCCGGGCCCCAACGUGGCCACGACCACCGUGAGCGAUGACGUCUUCAUGACCUUCAUCACCAGCAAGGAGGACCUGAACUGCCAGGAGGAGGAGGACCCCAUGAACAAGCUGAAGGGGCAGAAGAUCGUGUCGUGCCGGAUCUGCAAGGGCGACCACUGGACGACGCGCUGCCCCUACAAGGACACGCUGGGCCCCAUGCAGAAGGAGCUGGCCGAGCAGCUGGGCCUGUCCACGGGCGAGAAGGAGAAGCUCCCAGGAGGUGCGGCUGGGGAGGGCAGGGGGCACAAUGGGGCACUCUGGCUUGACUGUGGGCUGGCCAGCGGGGGCAAGGCAGGUCCCCAGGCGUGGGAGAUGGGCAGGGGGCUGUGUCCAGAGAUCUGGGGCUAUGUGAAGGGAGAUUUAGGAGGGAGCUGGUGCCACCUGGCGAUGGGAGGCCCAUCUGGAGGGGUGGGGUCUCCGCGGGGUGGUGCUCACCUCUUGGCCCCCCUGCAGGGAGAUUUAGGAGGGAGCUGGUGCCACCUGGCGAUGGGAGGUAGGGGGAGCCCUGCAUGGACACGCAGGGCUCUCCCCAUGUGCCCCAGGAGCAGUAGCACCCCCUGGGGGUGCCUGUCCCUGGUGCUGGGCUGUUCCCACUGCCCUGACUGGCCCCUUUCCCCAGCCGACGACAACGCCACCAUCCGGGUCACCAACCUGUCGGAGGACACGCGGGAAACCGACCUGCAGGAGCUGUUCCGCCCCUUCGGCUCCAUCUCCAGGAUCUACCUGGCCAAGGACAAGACCACGGGACAGUCCAAGGGCUUCGCCUUCAUCAGCUUCCACCGCCGAGAGGAUGCUGCCCGGGCCAUAGCCGGUGUCUCCGGCUUCGGCUACGACCACCUGAUCCUCAGCGUGGAGUGGGCCAAACCCUCCACCAACUGAGGCCGGCGCCUGCCUGCAGCUCCCGGAAGGGCUGACACCGUUUGGGGACUCGGUCGCUAAUAAAGAUUCAUCCCAGCCGGG